This is a messenger RNA of Funneliformis geosporum, 1623 nucleotides long. The record is from the annotation of a GenBank genome assembly. Lineage: Eukaryota; Fungi; Glomeromycota; Glomeromycetes; Glomerales; Glomeraceae.
AUGGCGAAUAACAUUGGAUUCCUAGAAGAACUUCCACUCCUUAGUUAUAAUGCUAAUAAUGGAAUGGUGUCCCAGGCUCAUGAUGAUGGAAAUGAAUUUGGAGAAAAUAUACCUUAUCGUAAAGGAAAAGCAAUUCAACUUGUUAAAUAUGAGAAUGAUGAGAUUGGAACGAUAACACUAAUUGAAGAAUCUCUUAAAAUCAUUCAAGAUAUUGAAGAACCUGUUGCGAUCAUUUCAGUCGUCGGUUCAUAUCGUAGAGGAAAAUCUUACUUUGCAAAUGUUCUACAUGGAAGGCAUGACGGUUUUGAACUCGGUUCCAAAGUAGAAAGUUGUACCAAAGGAAUUUUUAUGUGGGAUACACCAUUUCUUUACAACAAUCACAGAGUCAUAGUAUUGGAUUGUGAAGGAAUUGAUGACCCGAAUCAGGAUGAAACUUGGGCCAUGAAAUUAUUUAUAUUAUGCCUCGCCAUCUCAUCUACCUUUAUUUACAAUAUUAAUGGUAUCGUUGGUAGGGAUGAUAUUGGAAAAUUAUUCAUGAUGACUGAUUUAAGUAAAUUUUUGGCAAAAGGUGAAGAGAAUGAAAAGGAUUAUUUACCAAGACUUGUCGUGUUAUUGAGGGAUUUUGGAUUGGAAUGUCCUGAUGAUUUUAAGGAAUAUUUUCUGGAGAAAUUGACUCAAGUUGAUCCUGAUGCCGCUGAUGGAAUCUUAAAUCAUUUUGAGGAUUUUGACGUUUACGCUUUGCCUCAUCCAGGGUGUAAAAAAAAGGUUCUUCAUAAUUUAGAACAAGUUAAAACGUCACAACUUGACCCAGAUUUCGUUGCUCAAACUUCAGAAACGGUUUCCGACAUUUACGAUACGCUUUCCACAAAACAAAUCAAUUCCAAGGCAUUGACAGGAAUUUUAUUUUCCAAAUUCUUGAAAGAUUGCAUUCAACACAUGAACACGACCACUUUAAACACGUUAUCAUUACCUACCCGUUACACUUCUCUCAUCAACUUUAUGUCAAAUUUAGCCAUAGAUAUGGGAGUCUCUUAUUAUUAUGAUAAGAUGACCAAAUUUUCAGAUCGUUUUCCCAAAGAUUGGGAUUCCUUUGAUUUUGAACAUGCCAUAAUAUUUUCUGAUGCUGAUUUUAGGUUUACCGAGAAGUUGAUUGGAAAUUAUCAUCAAACUACCGAUGCCAGAGGAGAGUUUAAUAACUUGAUAGAGAAGGAAAAAAAAAAAUUCUUUAAGAUGAAUUCUGAAAACUUAAAGAAUUAUAAUUUGAAUUUGGCAAAUAGUUUAUGGCGAGUUCAUAUUAAACCCGGAUUAACUUCUGAUUAUCUAUUUGAGUCAAUUCAAAGUCCAGAAGCAAUGGAAAUAUAUACACAAUUUAAAGAUCAAGAAACGGAAAUCGCACUAGAUACAUUAAAAAAGAUGUUUAAAAUGAGAGAUGCUAUUAAGUCUACAAAGGACGCUCACGAAGAAUUAAUUAAACAAAUUAAUCAAUCUACAGAAAGACUAGAUCAAUUAUUAGAAGAAAGUAUUCAAGACGAAUCUGAUCAUAAAGAAAGAAUUGACGAACUUUUUUCAACGAUUGAAAACCUUCAAGUUCGAUUAUCUCUGAUCACUACCUCCGACAACUAG